Prunus persica (peach) is the source of this 2839-nucleotide messenger RNA. Its product is annotated as DEAD-box ATP-dependent RNA helicase 28. The record is from RefSeq and is a predicted model, not a curated record. Bases 343 to 2361 code for a protein of 672 amino acids. The transcript is spliced from 20 exons. NCBI's taxonomy places the organism in Eukaryota, Viridiplantae, Streptophyta, Magnoliopsida, Rosales, Rosaceae. Gene Ontology annotation, molecular function: RNA helicase activity; nucleic acid binding; ATP binding.
GGUUACUUUAGAAAUUUUUGGGCCCUGGGCUUGUGCCCUGCUGGCAAUGGGCCAGGGCCGGCACACCGCCGCCUUGCCUCGCCUCUCUCAGCCUCGAUUACCCUUUCGCCGUCGACAAUCUGUGACUCAACCCUAGUCUCUCGUUUCACUCUCUCUCUCUCUCUCUCUCUCUCUCUCACUCAUCUCAUCAUCUCAGUCUCACAUCUCUCAUUGAUUUGAAGCUUAUCAGUGGAAUCUGAAUCGCCAUCUCCUCCUCCUCAUCAGGGAUUGUUUACUGAGCUUGGAUUGGAGCUGUUGUUGCUGGCUGGCUUUAUAGAGAAGCUAAGGCUGAUCUUUAUUCCAAUGACUUCGAGUUUUGUAUUUGAACCCCCAAGCGAUGAAGAAUAUUUCGAAGAAGAACAAGGUCUCCGUGAUGGAAAUUUUCAAUCCUCAUGGGACUUUGCAUCUUACUUUGAAAUAGUCUCCCAAGAACACGCCUGUGGAAGCACCACCUCCGUCGAUUUCAAGAUCACCAAAGCCCUGCAGCAACAACUAAUCUUACACCAUAGUGCUGCUGACGAAGAUGACGAGGCUAUUAGCUCGGAAUGCGAAUCCGACAAACAAGAAGAUUAUAAACAGCCAGAAUCUGAUGAGGAAGAAGACCAGGAGGAAGGUGAUAAUGAUUGUAAUGCUCCUUCUAAUGGGAAUAAUAAUAAGCCAUUGCUUCGGGCUUGCGAUGAGUUGGACCAUACCAAGCCCACUCCAAUUCAGCCUGAAGACGAAGAGGAAGGCGAUGAUGAUUCUCCUCCUAAUAUUGCCGAUGACAAUAAUCAGCCUUUUUUUGCUCCGUCAGAGGGAAUGUCAUUUCAUGCAAAUUCAUUCAUAGAGUUGAAUUUGUCGCGGCCUUUGCUUCGUGCUUGUGAGAAAUUGGGCCAUACCAAGCCCACUCCAAUUCAGACAGCGUGCAUACCAUUAGCCCUGGCCGGGCGUGACAUAUGUGGGAGUGCCAUUACUGGUUCUGGAAAGACGGCUGCCUUUGCAUUACCAACUUUGGAGAGACUAUUGUUUCGCCCCAAGCGGGUGCCAGCUAUAAGGGUCCUUGUUUUGACCCCAACCAGGGAACUCGGGCUUCAGGUUCUAAGUAUGAUUGAGAAACUUGCCCAGUUUACGGAUAUAAGAUGUUGCCAAGCUGUUGGAGGGCUUCCAUUAAAGGCGCAAGAGGCAGCCCUGAGGUCAAAGCCAGAUAUUGUUGUGGCUACUCCAGGACGCAUUAUAGAUCAUUUACAUAAUUCUAUGUCUGUGGAUUUGGAAGAUCUUGCUGUUCUAAUUCUUGAUGAGGCAGAUCGACUUUUGGAGGUUGGAUUUAGUGCUGAAAUUCGCGAGCUGAUUCGUUUAUGCCCCAAAAGGAGACAGACCAUGCUAUUUUCAGCUACGAUGACUACUGAAGUUGAUGAACUUGUCAAGCUUUCUCUUUCCAAACCACUACGUCUCUCAGCCGACCCAUCUGCUAAACGGCCAGUGGCACUAACCGAGGAGGUGGUUAGGAUACGACGAAUGCGUGAAGUAAAUAAGGAAGCAGUUCUACUUGCAUUGUGUUCAAAGACAUUCACUUCUAGAGUGAUAAUAUUCAGUGGCACAAAACUGGCUGCACAUAGGUUGAAGAUUUUAUUUGGGUUAGCUGGCUUUAAAGCGGCUGAGCUUCAUGGAAAUCUUUCUCAAGACCAGCGUCUACAUGCGUUGGAACUUUUCAGGAAGCAGAACGUUGAUUUUUUGAUUGCAACUGAUUUGGUUUCCCGGGGCAUUGACAUUGCUGGUGUUCAGACAGUUAUCAACUAUGAAUGUCCUACUGAUCUUACAAGCUAUGUCCAUCGUGUGGGUCGUACAGCAAGGGCUGGUAGAGAAGGAUAUGCUGUUACUUUUGUGACAGAUAAUGACCGAUCUCUUUUGAAAACCAUUGCAAAAAGAGCUGGUUCAAAACUGAAGAGUCGAAUUGUUGCCGAACAAUCAAUUAUUAAGUGGUCCCAGAUAAUUGAGCAAAUGGAAGAUCAAGUGGCUGCAAUUCUGCUAGAAGAAAGGGAAGAACAAGCAUUGAGAAAAGCUGAAAUGGAAGCAACAAAGGCAGAGAAUAUGAUUGCACACAAAGAUGAAAUUUAUUCACGCCGCAAGAAGACCUGGUUUCAGACAGAAAAGGAAAAGAAGAUGGUAGUGAAUGCAGCUAAGGCAUCCCUUGGAAGAGAAAAGCAUUCUGGAAAUGAGGUAAUCAGUGCCCAACAAGCCGAAGACUUAAAAAUGAAAGUAAAGAGGAAGCAGGAGCGUGAGAAAAAUUUGCCUCGCAAGAUGCGCCGGGAAUUGGAAGCAGCUAGAGAAAUGUUAAGAGGAUGAAAAUCAAAUGGAAAGUUAAAAGUUAAAAUUACCCAUGCCACCUCAGCCAACUUAAUGAUUCUUUCCACAAAAUAGACAGUGGGGUAACGUGACUCACGGAAAUAAAGCUCAGGAGGUAUACAAGGUCAUCUUAAAGUUCAGGGGCAAACUGAGACAAAAUUGAAAGCACAUGAGGCAUUUCAAUUUUUUUUUUAUUGCGGUCUAUUAGUAUAAAUUAAUACUAACCCCCGUUUUCAAGGAUUUUUCUCAGAUAUAUCUUUCCCUCUUUUUAUGUUUUCAUCACUCAGUCUUGAGUCUUCUUUAACUUCCAGUUGAAAACACCUCUCUCUCUCUCUCUCUCUCUCUCUCUCUCUCUCUCUCUCUCUCUCUCGUCCUAAACCGGCCGAACUCGAAUUUUAUAGAUUGUAAUCAAAAUAUCUUAUUCGAUAUGCAUAUGGUAUGAUAAUUUGUACUCAAUGUCACUUUUCAGUUUCAGUUU